UGGAAAACAGAUUCAGACAAGCGGGAUCAAGGCAUGUAAGAGAAGAGGAAAAUAGAACUCGCUGGUUAUGGAUUUAAAUAGACUUUUGCUCCUCGUAACAUGCCUAGUACAGACCAGACUUGCAAAGAUGAUACUGUUACGCCCUCUAUGUGAUAGUCGCGUAAUGGACCGAUAUAUCAGGGAAGCUAAAGAUCUAUUGAAGGCUUCGUGUAACCAAAGAUUUCAAUUUCCUAAUGCAAUUCCUCUUCCAAGUACUGGUCUUAAUCUGCGAGCAUGGAGGUCCAAAAGUAAACAUCUGAAAAAUGAAGAAAUCAAGGCAGGCCUAAUUAUGCUUUCUAAUGCAACACAGACAGCAAAACAUUUUAUCACAAAUAAUUCUACAGAACCUCUCUUAGAUAAGAUUUACAGGAAUACUAGAACUUUCAUCCACAUACUGCAAUUGAUGGAUGUGCCGAAUAAGUGA
This is a messenger RNA of Mobula hypostoma (lesser devil ray), 463 nucleotides long. RefSeq names its product erythropoietin-like. NCBI's taxonomy places the organism in Eukaryota, Metazoa, Chordata, Chondrichthyes, Myliobatiformes, Myliobatidae. Bases 68 to 463 code for a protein of 131 amino acids. Gene Ontology annotation, cellular component: extracellular region. The transcript has 5 exons. The record is from RefSeq and is a predicted model, not a curated record. Gene Ontology annotation, molecular function: cytokine activity; hormone activity; erythropoietin receptor binding.